Messenger RNA from Centruroides sculpturatus (bark scorpion), 2735 nucleotides. RefSeq lists its product as uncharacterized. The record is from RefSeq and is a predicted model, not a curated record. The transcript has 11 exons. Bases 1 to 1338 code for a protein of 445 amino acids. Gene Ontology annotation, molecular function: peptidase activity. NCBI's taxonomy places the organism in Eukaryota, Metazoa, Arthropoda, Arachnida, Scorpiones, Buthidae. Gene Ontology annotation, biological process: protein modification by small protein removal.
AUGAAAGAAUUUAUAGUGAAUAUUAAUCUGAAAUUUAUUAAAUUAUCAGGUAAACAACUAGCAGGAAUUUGGCAUACAGGGAUAGUUGUCUUUGACCAAGAAUAUUUUUUUGGGUCUGGAGGAAUUGACAGUUGUCCUCCGUGUGGAACUGUUCUAGGAAAUCCUGACAGAAUUAUUGAUCUUGGAACCACAGAAAUUCCACUUAGCUUAUUCCUUGAAUAUCUAUGCAGCUUGGGAGAAUCCACAUUUAAACCAGAUAGUUAUGAUUUAUUUACACAUAACUGUAACAACUUCAGUCAAGAGAUAGCUGUUUUUCUAACUGGAAAAUCUAUUCCACAAGAAAUUUUAGAACUACCAAAUGAAGUAUUAUCAACUCCUUUAGGAAGUACGUUAAAGGCUUAUUUGACUAAUCUCAACAUUCAACAAAAUCAUUCAUUGGAUUUUCCUGAAGAUACUAGACAUAUUGAAAAUUAUAGCCAAUUAGAAAACCAUCAGGAUGAUCUCUCUGCUUGCAUGAAAUCAGAAUUAAAUAUCACCACUGAUCUUAAUCCAGCAAAAAUAUUUGAUGAUGAUAAUAUGGCAGAAGUAGUAAAUAGUUUAAUUUCAAAAUUACCACCAAAUAAACUUGCAGAAAGUGAGCUGCUAAGGAAUUUGGCAAAUUAUUCAAAAGAAAACAGAGAUAUCUUUAAUUUAGAAUUAGUACAUUUACAAGUACUUGGGAAUUUAUUAGACAGAGAAGAUACGUCAGAAAUCCAAAAAUUGAUUCUACAAAUGUUGCAAUCUUUAGCAUUAUCUAAUAAAUUUGUAUUAUUGUUAAGUGAAGAUAAAAACAACUUUAUCAUGAAAUAUAUUUUUCAUAUGAGUGAACUGCCAGCUGAUUUACAAUUAGAACUUUUAAAAUUCUUAUGCAAUUUAUCCACAAUUGAGGAAAGUUUUAAGUGGUCUAUGUCUGAAAGGAAGUGGUCCUAUUGUGACAGAAAUCUAACUAAUUGUAAAGUAACAACUAAUGCUGUUGUGGAUAGUUUAUUGAGUGAAUCUUCAGAAUUGCAAAAUAUGGGAUCAGACUUUUUAUAUAAUCUUUCAUUAAAUAAGAAACUUGGUAAUAAUACAAUCACUGAAUUAGCUACUGCAGUUUUGCAACUUUUACAAGCAGAUUUAUCUGAAGAAACAGCAUAUAAUUGUUUGGCAGCAUUCUCCAAUUUUUUAAAUUCUCCUGUGUUCAUUGAUAUUUCGGCAUUGGCUGAAGUUCUAGAAUCAGACUUUCAGAAAUUUCAACACCAAUCAGAAAGAAAUAGAGAAUUAGUAAAUUUUAUUCUAGAAAAACUAUCAUUUAAAUAGAUUCAGAUAAAAUAUCAAUUCCAAUUUACCCAGUUAUUCUUUUAAAGAGAAAGCAACAAUGAACAGAUUACAUAUAUCUUCUCUACAACACUUUCUCAAUGCAUAAAUCUACCUGAUAGAUUGUUUCAUAAUCAAAAGUACUCUUUAAUCAAAUUUAUUAUAUCAGUUCACUCACUGCAGCUUUAAUCUCAUUACAAUUAUAAACUCUAGCUUACAGCCAUAUUCACAACUAAGGGUUAAGAGUUAGAAGUUAAUCAAUGAGCAAUUAUUUAUUGUGACAUCAGGCUGCAAGUUUUAAUCAUAUUUUUAACUUAUUUAAUUUAAAAUAUAUGUUCUCCACCUCAAAUUUGUAGUGUCUUGAUCCUGUAUAUUAUAUUUUUCCUGUUAGCAGUAGUGGAGCCAAUUGGUCAUCUCUCUAACUCCUUUCAGGUGAAAAUUUUUGAAUUGAAAUAACAUGACUUCCGGUUUACAUCAGAAGUUCGUAUAUAGUUAUUCAGAGCCUCCUGCCCCUAAACUUUUUAUAUCUGAUCUUGACUUUCAUCUAUCUAACUCUGUUCUCGAGAUUAAGGAAGCAUGGACAGACAGUAGGGCAGACAAAAGUGGGAAUUUAUAGGUCUACAAUUUUUUCAAAUUUUAGUCCAAUAAGCAUUUAUAUACUAAAGUGAAUUGUAAUUGGUUAACUUCUAACUCUUGAUCCUAGGUUGUGAAUACAGACAUUAGAGAUAAAAUUUUGAUCUCGUAACUCAAAUACAGAUAAUUUCUUAAAGAUAUUCUUCAAAUAUUGCAUUUUAUGUACUGCAGUUAAUGACAUCUUCUGUCUUCACUUCUUGUACACACUACAAAAUAGUUUUAUGACAAUUUGAUAAAAGCAGAAAACAUAUCUUUGUCUGUAUAAAAGACAAAGGUAUGUUCUCUGCUUCAAAGAUCUCUGCUCAAAGAUCUUUGCUUUUCUCUUAAUCAUGAGAACAAUCUAUAAUAAUAGAUUUAGCUUCAUUUAAUUGAAAAUUUUGUAGAUACAUAUCCUUUCUCUAUACUCAUUAUUAAGCCAGAUGGUUGCAUGAUGUGGUAUCAGCUUACCAAUUAGGCAAAUUUGGGUUCAAACCCAGUUCAAAUUCCCAUAACUCACCACUGGCAAUGUGGAUCAGGGCCAUUGUUCCCUAUCCUUUACCAUGCUGUUCAACCUAUUGUGAGUCAUAGAUACUCAUAAUGGAUGUAUUGUGGCAGCCAUAUGGCCUUAAAGUGCUGAUGUCUCAUAUUAAUCUAAUCUCUAUUGUUAUUUAUAACUAGAUAAUGAAAUCAUUCAGGGAAAAUUUAAAAAUUAACUAACUAUAUAAUGAAAUUAUAAUUUAAAAACAAAAGUUAAAGAUUUUUUAAAAUGAUGAGAUUAAAUUGUUAUA